CUGGUCGGCUUGCGGAAGUAGGGGCCGGGGGAGGCUCUGGAGGCCACCAGAUGCUGAAACGGAGUCUUCGUUAGUCUUACUCUCUGGCCACCAGGUGAAGGUGAGAAGAGGGGCGUCAACUUGACAUCCAGUCCGUCCCGGGAACCUGGAGAGGGGAGCCCAGCCGCCUUGGCCACCGCAGGUAGACAGAAAAGACUAAGUAGAAAACUUCCAGGAGGAGGCGACGCGGCUGAAGGUCGGAGGCGCAGAGCAGCUUAACCUGAAUACCAGGAUCCUGCCCCUUCUGAAAGACCAGGCUAUGGAAGCUAUGCUCCUGACAGCCACAUGGAAGGAGUUGCUGUCAUUUGAGGAUGUGGCUAUGUUCUUCACCAGAGAGGAGUGGGAAAACCUUGAUUCAGCCCAGAAGUACCUCUACAGAGAUGUUAUGCUGGAGAAUUACAGAAACCUGAUCUUCUUGGGAUUUCAGUUCCCCAAACCUGAGGUGAUCUCUCAGCUGGAGGACUGGGAAGAGCCAUGGAUCCUGGAUCUACCAAGCGCUGGGAAUAGGAAAGCUUCCAGUAGUGCUUGCCCAGGUUCUGAAGCCAGACACAAGAUGAAAAAGUUAACUUCAAUGCAGAAGAUUUCUGAAGAAUUAGUAUCAUAUGAGGUAUCAGUGGUAAAGCAAGAGAAGGCCAAGAAAACCUCUGAAAAGUUAUAUAAAUGUAAUGAAUUUGUGGACAGUUUCAGACUUGCACUCCCUGUUAGUAGUGAUGAUUGUGAGGAGGGCUUCUUUGAAAACCUUAAUUUUAUUGAAGAUCAGAACUCUCAAACAAAGGAGCAGGGCAGAUAUGCCGAAUAUGGGAAACCUUUCAAUCAGAGGUCAUUGCUUUUUAGGCAUAAGCAAAUUCUUAAAAGACCAAAAUGUUAUGAAUGCAGCAAAUGUGGACUAGUGAUCAGAUGUGAGACAGAUUUUGUUCAGCAUCAAAGAAUUCACACUUCAAAGUAUCCUUUUGAGUGUAACAUUUGUGGACAAGCCUUCAAACAGAAGUCAGCUCUUAUUGUCCAUAAAUGUUGUCACCCACCAGAAAAACCAUAUGAAUGUCGGGAUUGUGGAAAGUUUUUUCGUCAGAUCUCAUAUCUUGUUGAACAUAAAAGGAUUCAUACGAAAGAAAAACCCUAUAAAUGUAGUGAAUGUGAGAAAACAUUUAGUCAAAAUUCAACCCGUAUUCGACAUCAGUUAACCCAUAGUGGAGAAAAACCCCAUAAAUGCCUAGAAUGUGGAAAAGCCUUCAGCAGGCACUCAACCCUUAUCAGCCAUCAACAAAUUCAUAUUAGAGAGAACACCCAUAGAUGUAGUGAAUGCGGGCAGUCCUUUAGUCGAAACGUAGAUCUCAUUCAACAUCAAAGAACCCAUACCAAAGAGGAAUUCUUUCAGUGUAGAGAAUGUGGGAAAACGUUUAGUUUUAAGUCAAAUCUUUAUCGACAUGAGGUCAUUCAUACUGGACAGAGACCAUAUAGGUGUGACAAAUGCGGAAAAUCUUUCAGCUGGCGCACAAGCCUUAUUAAGCAUCAGGGUACUCACAGAGGACAGAUAUCUACAAGAUGUUAACAGGAAAAGCUACCAUGUAGAAAUGACAACCUAAUCAACUACUGCAGGGCAGGGCCGAGAUGGCGGAGUAGUCAGACGCUUCCUGUGGUCCCUCUUAAAACAAAGACCUGAAAAAACAAGUGAAUCAAUUGUAUAUGACAAGCUAGGAGCCCUGAACAUCAAAGGCAAAGUUGAGGAAUUGGACUGAGUGUCAGGAGGAGGGAGAAAUGGUUCAGAAGUGGCAAGGAAUUGCCAAACCUGACCUGGUGGGAACCAGCACCCUGCAGGCUGAUUCUGCUGGUGUGAAUGCAGUGAGGCAAGCAGUGGCAUUUGGGAUGCAUUUUCCACAUCAGGAGAGAACAAAUGGCUGAGAGUCUGCUCAACCCUCCAGAACAAGUGAGAAGCAGCCCUUACCCGGCAAAAAACAAGUACCUGCAGUAAACCUACCUUGUGGAUCCAAAAAUACUCCUUUGGGAAGAACCUAUCUCCUACUUACCUGAUCCCUUCCCACUCUGCACUGAGUCCCAGCCGACCACAUCCCCUGGGCCAGAAGAAGGACCCGGCACUCGCCCUGGGCCAUGCUCCUGGCCUUGGAGAGGGAACAAAUUAACAAACAGGGAAAAAAUACUCUGCUGGUUCCCCUAAGCCAGGAACUCAGGGAAGAAACCACUCCUUUGCCUAGGCACAGGCAUAAGGGGCCCAUGGACUUUGAAUGCCUUUCACCUCUGCAUACCUGCGUGGGCCCAUUUCAUCAGCAUAGGCCCUUUUUAGCAAAGUACAACAGGUUAUAUAUCUGAAGCCUAACCUCAACUGUUUCAGCUACAUGUUGGAGAGGUAGGUUCGUGACAUUUGACACCGCUCUGUCUAUUAAGCAAGGCUCUCACCUACCCACAUCAGGGGCCUGAGGACUGGUGGCUCCACCCAUGACACCUAGCCACCCAUGACAGGGGUACAAGAAUAAGUGGUGCCUCCCAGUCCUACAGCCAACAGCACUGGGUGCCUAUAGUCUGGCUGCAAAACCCACCCAUCUAUGUGCUCUAGGUAACAGGAAAACGCUUUCGUCACAGAUACUCAGGGGCAGUUGUCAGCCCCCUGUCUUGCUCAGCACAUGCCCCCCUGUGGCCAGAUACCUGUGCCUACACCAGUCACCCCUUCUUGUCUAGGACUAUAGGUGAGAGCCUGCACUACACACUUGGUGACUGACUACCUGGACACCUGAGCUGAGAAGUGAACAAGAAAAGUGAACGGACUGCUGGGCUUACAUACCUAGUAACGGCAUUAGAGCUUCAGAGGCACCUGGUGACAGGAUAUUAGAGCUUCAGAGGCACCAAUAUUCAAACUAGCUCACUUGAGCAGCCUAUUUGGGCAUAUCAAAACAAGAACCUAGGACACAGUAAGCAAACAUUAAAUAAGUAAAUACAGUAACAUAUUGAUGGCUCAGAGAUAACAGUCAAUAUCAAGUCACAUAAAAAGGCAGACCAUGAUGGCUUCAGCAAGCUCCCAAAACAAAGAACCAAGACAUAUUCCGGAUGAAGAGAACUUCCUGGAAUUACUGGAGGUAGAGUACAAAAGAUUAAUAUACAGAACUCUUAAGAGAUCAGGAAGGAGAUCAGGCAAAACACAGAACAAGCAAAGCAACACACAGACAAAGCAUUGGGAGGAACUUAAGCAGAUUAAACAAGAGCAUAAUGACAAAUUUAGUAGGCUACAAGAAUCCAUAGAGAGCAAACAAAUUCAGAAGAUAAAUAAAAUUUCAGAAUCAGACAAUUCAAUAGAAAGUGAUAAGAGCAGAAUUGAGGCAAUGGAAGUCAGAAUUAGUGAGAUUUUGAAGAUAAAGCACUUGACACCAACAUAUUUGAGGAAAAAUCAGAUAAAAGAAUUAAGAAAAAUGAAGAAACCCUGAGAAUUACAUGGGGCUCUAUCAAGGGGAAUAGCUUACAAGUGAUUGGAGUACCAGAACAGGGGGAUAACAGAAAAUACAGAGAAUUGUUGAAGAUUUGUUGGCAGAAAAGUUCCCUCAAAAGAUGAGAAGAUAUCUAUCCAAGAGGCUCAUCAACCCCCACACAAGGUAGAUCCCAAAAGAAAGUUACCAAGACAUGCUAUAAUCAAACUUGCCAAAACCAAAGAUAGAGAAUUUUAAGAGCUGCUAGGGAUAAAUGAAAAGUCACUUGUAAAGGAGAGUCAGUAAAACUAAGCUCGAACUACUUGGCAGGAACCAUGCAGGCAAGAAGGCAAUGGGAUGACAUUUAUAAAGCCUUGGAGGAAAAAAUUGCCAGCCAAGAAUUAUAUAUCCAGCAAAACUGUCUCUCAAAUGUGAUUAUGAAAUUAGGACAUUUCCAGACAAACAGAAGUUUAGGAAAUUUGCAAAAACACAAACCAAAAUUACAAGAAAUACUAAAGGGAGUCCUCUGGUUAGAAAGUCAGUAACAUCAGAUAACCCAAAACUAGAACACAGGACAGAGCAACCAAAUAUCAACCCGGAUAGGGAGAUCACAAAAAUAAAGCUAAAACGCUGAUAACAUCAUUAUGUAAAAGAUGACAACAUUAAAACAGAAAAUAGGACUAAAAUGUAAUCAUGGAUCUUUCGUAUGGAGAGGAAGUCAAGGCAAUGUAAAGAAAUAAAAGAUUGGUUUAAACUUAGAAAAAUAGGGGUAAAUAUUAAGAUAACCACAAAGGAAACUAAGAAUCCUACACAUCAAAAUGAAAAACAAGAAAAACAUAAAGACUCAGCAAAUACAAAACCAACAACAGUGAAAAAGAGGAAAAGAAAAUACGUAAAGAAAAAUGACUCGGCACAGAAAAUUAAGUGAAACAAAGGGACUGUCAAGGAUACACACACAAAAGACAUCAAAAUGACAGCACUAAAAUCGUACCUAUCAAUAAUUAUGCUGAAUGUAAGUGGAAUAAUGCACCAAUAAAGAGUGGCAGAAUGGAUAAAAAAACACAGUCCAUCUAUAUGCUGCCUACAAGAGACAUACAUUAGACUUAAAGACACAAACAAACUAAAACUCGGAUGGAAAAAAAUGUAUCAAGCAAACAACGAUCAACUACUGCAAGCAUAUAUAAUUUGAUUUGUUUCCUGAAAUGUAAUAAAAAGGAACUGAAAUGG
Messenger RNA from Loxodonta africana (African savanna elephant), 4676 nucleotides. RefSeq names its product zinc finger protein 789-like. Gene Ontology annotation, biological process: regulation of transcription by RNA polymerase II. The coding region runs from base 299 to 1588 and encodes 429 amino acids. The record is from RefSeq and is a predicted model, not a curated record. Lineage: Eukaryota; Metazoa; Chordata; Mammalia; Proboscidea; Elephantidae. Gene Ontology annotation, molecular function: RNA polymerase II cis-regulatory region sequence-specific DNA binding; DNA-binding transcription factor activity, RNA polymerase II-specific. The transcript has 5 exons.